Molecule: messenger RNA, 1689 nt
Organism: Ceratitis capitata (Mediterranean fruit fly)
Lineage: Eukaryota; Metazoa; Arthropoda; Insecta; Diptera; Tephritidae
Exons: 5
Coding region: 316-1596 (426 amino acids)
Source: RefSeq, a predicted model, not a curated record
UAUUAUCUAAACAGUUUAAAGUGCAACAAAAUUCUUAUUGUUGUAGACAUAUAAAAAUUUCGAUUCAAAUUUAUUCAUAAAACAAUAAGACUGCCGUCUAGCUCGUGCCCUGGCAGACGUGAAUAUGUGUAUGUGUGAGAGUACUUUUUUUUAUCAUUCGUCUUAUGUUGUUGCUGUGUCUCACCUUGAAGUUGUAGUUUUUUACAAUUUGAUUCAGACGGUAGUGCUCAUUAGCCUUUGAACUGCUAAGCGAGUAAGUUGCUGUGCUUUGGAAUUCACUAAAAAAAGACGGUGAUUCACAAGCGCUGUCGAAGCAUGGCGCCAAACAAUACAACUGCAGCAGUGGUUAAUCCAAACGAGAACCUUAGCAUACCGCAAUGGAUCAAUGCAGCUUACUUCGUAGACAUACUCAAAGAUGAUCUGCCAAAUUUUAAGAAAAUAAUCAGCUUUCAGCCAAUCGCCGCCACUGCGCCUGGAGAGAAUUACUGUUCGAUUAUGUUACGUGUUAUAAUUGAGGCGGAAUUAAAAGAUGCUACCACAACGCAGUUAAGUUACAUUUUAAAAACUAUGCUGGAUAAGAAUAGUUCUGGUGCCGCCAUUGCAAAUAAUAUGAAUAUGUUCCCCAAGGAAAAGCAAAUGUAUUCGGUUAUUCUGCCUAAGUUCGUGCAGUUAUAUAGACAGGCAGCAGGCGUCGAGGUACGUUUCGGACCAACCAGCAAAUAUGCCGAAGAGACACCUGAGCGUAUCACUUUGGUUAUGGAGGAUCUCAAGCGGGAAAAUUACUCAAAUUAUGAUCGUCUUAAGGGUUUGGAUAUGAAACAUAUGACGCGCGUAUUGCAAAAAUUAGCCGAAUUUCAUGCAGCUUCAGCAUGCUAUUAUGAGUCGGCAGGUUCAUAUGGUGAUUUAUACCAGAAUACUUUUUUCACAGAAGCUAAUCGUCAACUAUAUGUCCACUUACAAAAGUCUAGAGAUCCCUUACUGAAAAGAGCUAUGCGCGAGUGGCCGCUAAACGACAUCGAAGACUACAUUAAUAGGAUACCCAGCGGUGAGCAAAUGUUUGACGAAGGUUUGCGUUUGAACUUCGUUGAUCCUACCGAAUUCAAUGUAUUGAAUCAUGGCGAUUUGUGGACAAAUAAUAUUAUGUUUAAGCACAAUGAGCAAGGCCUGAUUUACGAGUGUUUGUUUGUGGACUUUCAAGCGGGCAAAUGGGGCACACCUGCGUGGGAUCUGUGGUAUUUGAUUAUCACCUCAGCGGCGAAGGAUAUCAAAACCAAUGAGUUUGAUCAAUUUAUAUUCAUAUAUCACAAACAAUUGGUAGAGAGCUUAAAGCUACUUAAAUACACAAAGCCACUGCCCAGUUUGAAAUAUUUGCACGAACAAAUGUUGAAAUAUGGCUCUUGGGGUUUCAGCAUAGCUAAGUCUAUUUUGAGCGGCAUUUUAUUGCCAUCAAAUAAGGAUGCCAGUUUUGAAAACUUUAUGAAACCCGGACCGGAGGGAGAUGCGCUCAGGCUUGCGGCGGUCAGCAAUGAAUAUUAUACGGGCGCUAUGUGCGUGAUCCUACCAUUCUUACGAAACAAGGGUCUAAUGGAUUUUUAAACAACAUUGAACCCUUAUUUCGAAAUAUGUAUUUUUAUUCACUGUAGAGGCAAUAUUUUUUAUGAGAAGAAAAUGAUGAGCGUACUAAAUUGG